AUAUCUAUCUAUCUAUCUCUCUCUCUCACUAUGUAAUGAUGAUGGAAGCACUACCGCAGCCUUAUGUAUGUCCAAACCAGACAAUAAUUAAGGUGGGCAUCACCCCGCAGGUCUUACGUUAUUAAGACCAUUACUUUUUUCUCUUCAGACAGACCCUAAUUACCUGCUUGCUAGGCCGGGGAUCAGAUCUUCAUGUCUGAUCUCUCUGCACCUCCAAACUUACGGCAAACAAAAAUGGCGGAAAGUGUUGUUGACUUGAACAUGAUCCCUCUGGACGAUGGGGAAGAAGAAGAAGAGAUUAUAAUCAAUCCGAAAACCAGCUCGAGCUCUAACGACCAGAGCGACGAUGAUCAGUUGGACGAGGAGGAGAUCACCACGAGUAAUGAUGGCAACGGCAGCAGCACCGCCGCCGCCAGUAGCGGCGGCAGUGGCGGCGGCGUUCGACAGUACGUGAGAUCCAAGGUUCCGAGGUUAAGGUGGACACCUGAUCUCCACCUUUGCUUUGUCCAAGCUGUCCAACGCCUCGGCGGUCAAGAGAGAGCGACGCCCAAGCUCGUUUUGCAGCUAAUGAAUGUUAAGGGACUAAACAUUGCUCAUGUCAAGAGCCACCUACAGAUGUACAGGAGCAAGAAGGUUGAUGAUCAUGGCCAAGUGAUAAAUGAGAGAGCUGGAUAUCAUACGGGGAACACAAACAAUCUUCUGCAAAACCUCUGGCAAUUACCCAUGUUUGAUCGGAGAAUUAGAUCCAACUUCAGGUACAUGAACAAUUCUUGGAGCUGCAGCAAUGCAAACUGGAUGUCUGCAAGGAACAAUAAUUCGAUCAUCAAUGGAGGUUUGGGAAUGAACAAGAACAUGAUCUUCACAGGCGGCCCAGAGUGGAAAAGAGGCCAUGAAGCCCUGAGAGAAGCCAAUAAUGCGAAACCAACACAGUUACAGUCAGGAGAGAGCUUGAUCCCAAGCUUCAUCAAUGGAGUUUCUUCCCCAGACAUAAAAUGGAGCAGUUUUAGCCCUGCAAUGAAGAGAAACGGAGGCGAAAAGGCGGUGGAUUUGAACCUGACAUUGAGCAUGAACUUGAAGAGAGAGAGAGAACAAGAUGACAGCAACAGCAGGCACUGUAAGAGGAGGUGUUUGGAUGGUGGGGAAGAAGUGGAUAGCUCAUUGUCUCUCUCAUUGUCAUCUUCAAGAUCUAAAUGUGCUUUCUGAAUUAAUAUUGAACUUUAGGAAGCUAAGUAAGUAUGAUGAUUUGAGGAUUUUAAGGUAAGGUUUUUAGGGGGAGUUUUUGAAGAAUCCAAGAUUUGCAAGUACUCUGGAUCUCAUCACAACACCAAUUCAUCACCAGGAAUUGUAGUGAGAUGUUGUUGGUACUUGCAAUAAGGAUAUAUAUAUACAUAUAUAUAUAUGUUGCAUGUUGUUUAAGGAUCAUAUCAUAUGAUGAUGCACUGUACUGUUGUUCUUCACUUUUAGCUUCUGCUUAAUUAAUUGUAGUGAUUCAUCAAUCUUAUGGAACCUCAAUUCUUUAAUUUCCCACUUUUAUUCUA
Molecule: messenger RNA, 1538 nt
Organism: Ipomoea nil (Japanese morning glory)
Lineage: Eukaryota; Viridiplantae; Streptophyta; Magnoliopsida; Solanales; Convolvulaceae
Product: putative two-component response regulator ARR19
Exons: 6
Coding region: 193-1203 (336 amino acids)
Molecular function (GO): DNA-binding transcription factor activity; DNA binding
Source: RefSeq, a predicted model, not a curated record